Podospora anserina S mat+ is the source of this 672-nucleotide messenger RNA. RefSeq lists its product as uncharacterized. The record is from RefSeq and is a predicted model, not a curated record. The transcript has a single exon. The coding region runs from base 1 to 672 and encodes 223 amino acids. Lineage: Eukaryota; Fungi; Ascomycota; Sordariomycetes; Sordariales; Podosporaceae.
AUGCAUGGUACCGGUAUCAAACUGCCCAACAGAGAGCGACAAAAGACAUCACAAAAGACAGCCUCCCCACUUUCAACUCCCCCCAAACCUCUCCCUAACCAACCCCCUCAGCCCCUCCAUCACCCUCUCCUCCCUUUCCUUAUACCCCCUCACCCGUUCCUCCCUCUCCUGCCGUCUCAGCAUCUCCUCCUCCUCCCUCCGACUCUGCCUCUGAUUCUGCCUCUCCUCUCUCAACUUCUUCAUCCUCUUGAGCUCCUCGAUCGCAUCAUCACCACCCAUCAGAUCCCCUUCGUUCAUCUCCUCCACCCCCUGCUCCUUGUCCUGUCCGAACCCCUUCAGCUUCUCAGUCACUUCCCUCUUCCUCUCCAGCUUCCGUUCCCUCGACCCCGGGUCCGCCUUUGGAACAAGCUCGUCAAGCUGCUCCCUGUGGAGUUUCCUAAAAUUUUUCCUCUCGUACCGGUGGUCAUCAAGAGAGCGCCCCCUUUCCGUCUCCAACAGCUCGUCGCGGUGGGUGAGGUCAUCUCUUGUUGGGAUUGCUGGGCCAUGGCGACCAUGCUGCUGCGCUUGAUUUUGGGUUGGGAAAGGAGGGAUGUACUCAUCGUCAUCGUCGUCGUCGUCGUCGCCGUCGUCAUCGUCGGAUUUGUUGGUGCCGGGGUUCAGUUCUGGGAUUGA